Hemibagrus wyckioides is the source of this 2240-nucleotide messenger RNA. Its product is annotated as transmembrane protein 265-like. Gene Ontology annotation, cellular component: membrane. The record is from RefSeq and is a predicted model, not a curated record. The transcript is spliced from 3 exons. Lineage: Eukaryota; Metazoa; Chordata; Actinopteri; Siluriformes; Bagridae. The coding region runs from base 345 to 698 and encodes 117 amino acids.
GGUGUGGUAGUUCACUCCCACAGAGAUGUGGGUCUGGUAUAACAUGUUUCAAGAAAGGAAGUGUAACUAUUCUUAUGACACACACACACACACACACAGUCUCUCUCUCUCACACACAGAUUUAUUUAUUGAGUAUUUAUUAUUGUAUUAGUCGUACAGUUGGAGUCCAGAGGUCUGUGAGAGGAACCGGAGGACGGGAAAGACACCAGAUCAGAGGAGACUCCCGGAUUAAAGGAUCGGAUCGGAUCACCUGAGAUAAAGGAGUCGAGUUGUUACGAGACAUUAAACGAGCACUCUGGAAUUUCGUCCGUCUCCUCCCACAAACCCUGAGCAGUGUAAAAAAAAUGACCCACGAAGCGACCCCCAGCACACCGCUGACCGCAGCAACCAACUCGACCUUGGUGGACGUGGAGAAAGGAUCUGAUGAUCAACACCUCCGAGUCAGAGACUACAGGAAGUUGGCCAUCUGCAGCAUCAUAUGCGGCUUGUCCUGCGUCGGCAUCGUGUCCCUCAUCUAUUCAGUUAAGACCCGAGAGCAAAACAAGACGUCCGAAGGUAAACCUUCGCAGAAAGCGAAAGAAUAUUCCAGAAAAACCUUAUACUGGGGAGUAGGAGCCUUAGUGGCGUUGCCGUUGCUCAUUAUCCUCAUCAUACUGCUGCUGGGACUGCUCUCGUACCUGCUGACGUUUAUAAACUAAAACACAGCAGCGGGAAAUGACAGACAUCUGAGCCUUAAAAGAAAUCUCAGCUCGGAGACUCACAAACCCCCAAAAAAAACAAAAAAACAAAAAAAAAAAAACCCAGACAGACUCAGGGCCACGGAGCUCCAGAGCUGAGACACACAGGCCUGAGAAUCCCUGAGAAUGGUGCCAUGAGACCACAAGACUACUGCAAACAAAAAGUGCAAGACAAUAUGGAAGCAUGAGGUGUGAAGCUGAUGAAACCUUGAAACAUCAAACAGAGAAACUCAAGCAAGAGCAUCAACAAGAACUGGACACAAACAGCAUUAAUGAUGGACCGAUUCCAUCCCCAGCACCAAAACCACCACCAGCAGGUCCAGUUCUUCUUCUCAGGAGAAAUAUCUUAAAUUUUUCAAUCAGACUUUUGGAGUCAGUUCCAAAAUCCAAUCACUUGAUAUAAACUAGUUUUUGAGAGAUCUCAAAGGACAUUUCAGACUGGACAACAGAAUUUGGACAGUGCAUAAGGUCUCAAACUUUUAACAGUGGACCCACGAAACUCAAAACAAAAGCCUUUAGGCAUGAAAUGAUCCCAGAAAAGUCUGACCGUGACGAAGACGGGUCUGAAAAACUGCAGACAACAGGAGCAUCCAGAAGAUCACGAUAAACAUGCAUUACUCAGCAUCGAAUACAUAAAUCUAUUUAAAAAAAUUUAUGAUGGACCAAACCACUCGACUUUGGAAAUCUGGACUCUGGGUUUUCACUGUGAUAGAAAUUCUCCCAGAUGACCAGCGAGCAUUAAUGUUAUUGUUUCUACAUAUUAUAUUUGCAUUACGAGUUACAGGAAGUGUCUUUAUACAAGAGAACAAGAUGUAUUUUUUUUAUUACUUUUCACGUAGCUGUUACAAGUUUUAUAUAAAAGCUCAUCUCAAAUCCCGUACUGUUCCAAACACAUCGAUGUGCCUGAGAGACAUUAUCGAUGUGAAGGCGUCUCGAACGCGAUGCUUCUCCCGAACAACCCGAAUACAGGUGCACUCUCAAAAAUAAAGAACCCGAAAAGAGGUUUUCACAUAUUCCCAGUAUCAGGUUCUUAAUGGAAACGGUUUCAUAGAUGUUUAAAGGUUCUUUAUAGAUCAACAAACAUCUACUUAACUCUAUUUAGAGCACAUACACCUGGACUUUCCUCCCGUUUUGUUGACGAUUGAAGGUCUUCGUCAUGUCCCAGCUCCACAGUGGUGGUUAAUAUGAAGCUCAUAUGAAAGCAGACACUCAGGAAGUUGUCGUGUUUCUGAAGGAUUUUUUACACAGCCUACUAGGGGUGAUGUAUUCAUAGAAAAGUUCCAGGUUAAUUUUUCCCACACACAAACGUUGAUAUCGAACCCAUUUUCUCUUCUUUAUACUGAAUGAAAACGUCCCAGGAUCCCAUUUCCCAUCGGGACGCUAUAACAGAAAGAGUUGAACCUUUAUUUUUGCGAGUGUACGUCGUUGUUGUUUAUGACAGUAUAGCAUACAUGUUUUGUGUACAGUAUUAGAUCACGUCGAGAUACCCCCCCUCCCCCUCCC